UCGAAAAAACUUUCAAGGCCGCCGUGAAAAUCUGGAAAAACAAUUGUCUCCGAGUCCAUCGUUUCCCCGCGUGUGCAUUCCAAAUCCGUGACGAUGACGAUCCGUCAGCAAGUUAGCUCCGUGUUGUCGCUGCUCGCCUUUAUUUCGAUUUUUUAUUCCGUCGGCAAGUUGGGUCUGUUCCUGGCAACGCCCAUCACGGCUCAGGAACGGAAAAACGAUGCUGGCUUCCCGAGCGAACCGGCCGCAAUCCGAGCUAUGCUGUUUCCGCUGUUUUACAACCUCAUCUGGGUCGCUCUCUUUGUCCUGCAGCACUCGGGUUUGCGAGCCCCCAUAGUGAAGCGAUUCUAUCAGGCGAUUGGCCUGGACCUGGCCGAACGAAGCCUCUACAAUAUCGCCUCUUGCUAUAGUCUGUUGCUGCUGCUGAAGAACUGGAAAACGGCCCCCAACCAGUACCGGCUGUGGUUCUUCGAUGUCGAGUCGAACGAGGCGCUCUGGUGGUUUAUGAUGGGAUCGCACGUACUGGCCUGGCUCAUCGUGUACGGUGGCAGCCUGAUGGUGGACCUGCCGGAGCUGGUCGGUAUGAAGCAGGUGUACUAUGACGUCAACGAUCUGGCGCCGCCCAUGUCCUACAAGUCGCGUGACCUGCAGGAUUACUACCGCCGCUGCCGUCAUCCUUCCUUCGUUGGCCUUUCGGUGGUGCUUUGGUUCACGAACGGGAUGACCCUGGAGCGGUGCCUGCUGGCCGUCAUCUGGACCUUGUACAUGUACUUUGCCUGGAACACAACCAGGGUGGACCUGGAGUAUCACCGCCGGCAGCUGGAACGCAAGCGUGCUGAGCUGCUACGUGUGAACCAGUAAAAGGCCAAACUGGCCAAACCCUGUCCUGUACCGAAGUUAACACGCCCCGAACAUUUUUGGUGCUCCGUAUUUAAGAGGUAUACCCUCGCCUGGAAUGACUGACUAAUUUAUUGAAGGAUUUUACUUCUUUUUCAAAGUAAGCUCCAUGUCUACUAAACUAACCAAAGCCAAGAGUAUAUUCGGCGACGCUUAAGUAGAGGUCGAUGUUAGAGCGUUUCUUGCAGAAGGCAGAUGGAACAAAGCUGGCCAGGUGGUGGUGUUCCGGCCGCAAUAACGAGAUUUAACAUGAAUGUCUUUUUGAUCUAAUGUGCCGUUGCUAACCAUCUAUGUGCCCAAGGAAAUCUCCAGAACCAUUGUUCUCGAAUUUUACUAAUAUAUUCAAAGGAACCAAAUAAAUGUCAAUGCAAAUCAUC
Molecule: messenger RNA, 1271 nt
Organism: Anopheles aquasalis
Lineage: Eukaryota; Metazoa; Arthropoda; Insecta; Diptera; Culicidae
Product: nurim homolog
Cellular component (GO): nuclear membrane
Source: RefSeq, a predicted model, not a curated record